UUUAACAGUUAUCGAAAAGUGUUAUACCAAAAUGAAUGGUGUGUCCACGUUGCUGUUGUCCCUUGUGAUACUACUGACAGUCUACAGUUUCAUAGCAGCUGAUGAUUCUCCAUGCUGGAGAAUACAUACCGGAAGAUGCCAGUAUACAAGUGAACCCUGUCUCCUGUAUAACAGCGCCCCCUUGUGUGGUGGCCCUAAUAAUAGGCAGUGCUGUGUCCUCGGUGCUGACAUACGUUGCCAUCGAAAAUAUUCCAGUGGAGUGUGUCUGUACACCAGCUCACGUUGCCGGGGGGGCUUUGACAGUGCCGACCUUUGCGGUGGGGGUAACGACAGACAGUGCUGCAGACAUUUUUAAUGUUGUAAAAAUGCAUGGAUGAUUAAAGAUAUGGGAUAUAUU
Messenger RNA from Ostrea edulis (European flat oyster), 397 nucleotides. RefSeq lists its product as uncharacterized. The record is from RefSeq and is a predicted model, not a curated record. Lineage: Eukaryota; Metazoa; Mollusca; Bivalvia; Ostreida; Ostreidae. The transcript is spliced from 3 exons. Bases 32 to 355 code for a protein of 107 amino acids.